UGGAUCUGGGGUAUUCGGUGCUCGUUGAUAAUCCGUUGUAACGAAAAUUCACUGUCGAUAUCCCUUCCACCGCGUCGUUCAUGCUUAAAGAGAUUAGAUCGAAGACCCAGAGAAUGAACAUUCUUGGCCACUGAUACAAACAGUUCGUCAGAAAGGUGUCGCGUCAAGUUGCCAUGUAUUGGAAGCUUUUCAGUAUGAUCUCUUGCGGUGAAAACUGAGUUCGAACAAAAGUGCACAAUGUUGUCGCGGUAUUUUGUUUCCACUAUUCUGACUUUAGCAGUCGUAGGUCCGUUGAAUUAUGGAAAUUGUGCAAGAAUCCUGGGGGUAUUUCCAACUCCUUCAUUCAGCCAUCAGGUGGUAUUUCGCGGACUUACUUUGGAACUGAAUAAACGAGGCCACGAGCUGGUAAUUGUCACUACAGAUCCUGUUAACGAUCCAAGCUUGAAAAACUAUACCGAGAUUGAUAUCGGUUUCAUGUAUGAAAUGCAUGAGCGGUUUGGUAGGAAUAUGAUCGAAUAUCGUAGAUCACCACCUUCGUUGACACAGAUGAGCACUUUGUCGUCAUACAUGAACCUCGGAACUGAAAAAAUUCUUACUUACCCAGAACUGAGGCGCUUGUACGAGCGAGAUAGUGACGAAAAGUUUGACCUAGUUAUAAUGGAACAGCUCUUUUCGUUCGCUUUGUUACCUUUAGCUGAUCGAUUUGACGCUCCGAUGAUAGGUAUAUCAUCUUUGGUAUUAUCGACAAACACUCAAUAUGGGAUAGGCAAUACCAUAAUACCUUCGCAUCCGGCGAAUUGGGAACUCCAAGAAAAUAUUAACAAUCCGUUGACAUUUUGGCAGAGAUUAAAGAACUUUUGUAAGAUCUGGUCAACGAUAUACGUCUUUAGGACUUAUUUCAUGCCUGGACAAGAAGAAAUAGCGAGGAAAUAUUUCGGAGACGACAUUCCGAGCCUGUAUGAGAUUGAGAAGAAUAUCAGUUUAAUUUUCGUUAAUCAAGUGGGGCCCAUUUCCUACGCCAAGCCAAAUGUUCCGAAAAUAAUCGAAAUUAAUGGUUUUCACAUUUCAAAGCAUAAAAAACCAUUGCCGCAGGAUCUUCAGAACGUCUUGGACAGAGCUACACAGGGAUUCGUAUACAUGAGUCUGGGAACGAAUGUCAAAAGCAUUACGUUGUCUGCGGAAACCAGAAGUGAAUUUGUAGCUGCCUUUUCAAAGUUACCCUUCAAAGUCAUCUGGAAGUUCGAAGAUGACAAUUUUCCAGACAAGCCGGAUAACGUGAUGAUUUUGAAAUGGGCUCCUCAACAGGCGAUUUUAGCUCACCCGAAUCUCAAAGUUUUCAUCUAUCAAGGAGGACUUCAAAGCACAGAAGAAGCGAUCCAGCACGCUGUUCCGUUGGUUGGGUUUCCAGUUAUAGGUGACCAGGAUGCGAUUGUUAAUAAAAUGGUGUCUCUCGGCGUUGCCAGAAAACUGGAGAUAACUGCUGUCAACAGGGAUGAUCUGGAGGAAGCUAUACUCACCGUUGCACUCGACGACGAGUACAAGAAAAAGAUGCUUGACUUGCGGUCGCUGCUCAAAGACAAGCCAAGGGACUCACUUGAGAACGCUGUUUGGUGGACGGAGCACGUGAUACGUCACAGAGGUGCUCCAUACUUACAAUCUGCAACAGCUGAUGAACCAUGGUACCAGCGUCAGGACAUGGAUAUAGUUGCCUUCCUUUCUGCUACAUCUGUGAUAACUUUCGUCACAAUAUUACUAAUUUCCUACAAGUCCUUGAUAUUCACUAUCAACGCGUUGACGUAUUCGCCACUCGAUAAGGCAAAGCGAAAUUGACUGUUUUUUCUAUUUGCGUAACUCAGUGUUUGACUGAAGUUACGCAACGACAUAUUAUUUAACAAACCACUCGGAAUCUUAGAUGUAAUAACCUAGAUGACUGUACCUUAUCCGUUAGUACAUAUACAAAAGCAAAUUGUACACAAUAUGUACAAAAUGAAAUUAGUGGCAUAAUAUUUAAACUUAAA
Neodiprion fabricii is the source of this 2018-nucleotide messenger RNA. RefSeq names its product UDP-glycosyltransferase UGT5-like. Lineage: Eukaryota; Metazoa; Arthropoda; Insecta; Hymenoptera; Diprionidae. Gene Ontology annotation, molecular function: UDP-glycosyltransferase activity. The coding region runs from base 238 to 1830 and encodes 530 amino acids. The transcript has 5 exons. The record is from RefSeq and is a predicted model, not a curated record.